Molecule: messenger RNA, 1560 nt
Organism: Stylonychia lemnae
Lineage: Eukaryota; Ciliophora; Spirotrichea; Sporadotrichida; Oxytrichidae
Source: the annotation of a GenBank genome assembly
AUGGGAACUAGACUAGCAGAUAAAUUUCUAAAGGACUUAGAAGAUUUAAGUGAUGAUGAAGAGGAGGAAAAGGUUGAAAAUGACGAGGAGAUGGCUUCAGAAGGGGAGGAUAAGGAUUAUGCUGAGUAUGAGGAAAGGGAGCAGAAAUUAGAGAAACUUAUCUAGAAAAACUAUUAGUCUAAGAUUAGGGGGAACUUGUAAUUCCUGGAGCAUCUUGAGAACCUAGAUAAAGACUUAAAUGACUAGCCAAUCUAAAAAUUUGUGAACUUGCCCAAAAAAGAUCAGAUACACAAACUUAUCAUAACAACAAAUGACUUCUUAAAGCAUAUUGACAAUGAUAUUCUGAUUGUGCAUAAAUCUCUGAGAGAUGCCUACGAAAACAAGUUUCUUGAACUGGAAUCUAUCAUUAUUAACCCUAUUGACUAUGCUAGGGCAGUCAAAAUUAUCGGAAACAUUCAAGAUAUUACAAAGGUGGUUGAGGAGUUAUCAUGGCUACCUAACUAGACACUGAUGAGCGCAACUGUGGCGUUUUCAGCAUCAAGUGGGAAAUAGUUGAAUGAAAAGGAAUACUAAGAAGUCAUUAGGUUAUGUGAUGAGGUGAUACUGCUAAAUGAAUAAAAAUCAAAGAUGCUUCACUAUCUUGAAAACAGAAUGAGUGCAGUGGCUCCAAAUACCUCUGCAAUCAUUGGGACUAGAGUAGCUGCCAAACUCAUUGCUGCAGCUGGAGGUGUUGUUGAGCUAUCUAAAAUUCCUGCUUGCAACAUUUAAGUAUUAGGCUCCUAAAAGAAAGCCUUGAAUGGCAUGUCAACAGCCUCUGCCUCAUUACAUAGAGGAGUAUUAACCGAAGUAGAUAUGUAUGUCACCGCCCCUUAGAAAUUCUAAAUGCAAGUAAUAAGAAUGCUGUCAAAUAAAACAGCUCUUGCAGCAAGAAUCGAUGCUGCUGGCUCUUGUCCUUCUGGAAAUGAAGGUCAAAAGUUGAGAGAGGGAAUUAUUGUCAGAUUUGGUAAGAUUGUUGCUCCUCAAUAACCAAAAUUAAGAAAGGCGUUACCUAAACCAGAUGAUAGACCGAGAAGAAAAAGAGGAGGUAAAAAGUUUAGAAAUAUGAGACUCAAGUACCAAAUGACUAUGGCUAGAAAGAUGCAAAAUAUUAUACCUUUUGGGGCUGAGGGGUAAAAGGAAUUCAGAGAGACUGGUAUUGGUAUGGGAAUGAUUGGAGUUUCUGGAAAGCUCAAAGUUGGAAUUCAAAAAGAUUAAAAAAUUCUUAGAAAGAAAUAGGUGUAACAUGGGAGAGUCAUUGGUGGAGGCUCAGGAGUAACUAAUGGUCUCGCUUCUUCAAUAGCCAUGACAUAGACCUAAGGAAUGCAGUUGUUAAACCCUGAUAUCUUGGAAAGAUAAAUAAGAGAGGCUAGUAACAAGGGAAAUUCUUCCUAUUUCAAUACUAAGAGCGGAUUCAAUACAGUUAUUAAUCUCAGGAAAAGUAAUCAUAGCAAAGCUUAGUCAGCAGCUGGAGGAAAUAACUAUCAGAAUUAGGGAGCAAACUAUAACAACAUGAUCUUAUGA